CAUCAGAGAGCACAUGCUGACCCUGUGGCUCUGAAGUACUCUUUCCGUGAUGUCAUCACGGCAUCCCACAAUGCACCUGUGAAGCUGCAGGUCCUGCAGAAGCGUUGUCUGGCUCCAGGAUGGUACGCCACACACCUCUCACGCUGGCUCGAACACUACCACCACGACCAGAUUCUGGUUGUGGACUGUCAGACAUUGAAAACGGAUCCAGCGUCAGUCAUGGAGAAGAUCCAGACGUUUCUGGGUUUGGAGAAUCGAGUCGAUUACCACAAGACACUAGCGUGA
Messenger RNA from Sinocyclocheilus anshuiensis, 285 nucleotides. RefSeq names its product bifunctional heparan sulfate N-deacetylase/N-sulfotransferase 1-like. Lineage: Eukaryota; Metazoa; Chordata; Actinopteri; Cypriniformes; Cyprinidae. The transcript has 2 exons. The record is from RefSeq and is a predicted model, not a curated record. Gene Ontology annotation, cellular component: Golgi apparatus. Gene Ontology annotation, molecular function: deacetylase activity; heparan sulfate N-sulfotransferase activity. The annotation marks the transcript as partial.